AGUGGUGGAGAUUGAGGCUAUCUUGGAUCGGAUAUCUGGGCGUGGGUUCCUACCGGCUGUUCCUCAUCCCGUUCUUCAACUGGAUAAUAUCAUAACAGACUUCCAUGAUUCUUGAGGGUUAAGUGGGGCUUAGCCAGAUUGUCCAACUAUAUCCCUGACCCCACCGCCUCACAUGCACAUCCAUAUCUACUUCUUUCUUACUACUACUACUGCUGCUGCUACAUCCAUGAAAUACUUCUACUUACCCAUCCCAGGCCACCCUUUCCCCUAUUUAAACCCUAUUUAUCUCAUUGAGUUGGAGAAAAGAGAAAAAAGAAAGAAAGAAAAAAAGAAAGGUAAGAGCGUAGAAUUUCAUCCUUGGCCUUGUACCCAGUAGACAAACAAGAUCUUCAUCUGCUACAUCUAGUUUGAGUAGAGAUCAUGGAAGUGGCUGUGGAAAUUGAAGAUGAUUUGUUCUUCGCAGAUUUAAACAAACAGAUCUCUCUUUUAGUCAUGGACGAUGAGGAAGAUGACCAAGUUGCAAACUUUCCAGUGUCUUACCAGGAUUUCUCUCGAGCAAUCCAUCCACCUGAGCGAUUUCCUCCAAUUCUGUACGAGCAAAUUACAUGCCGAAGAGAAAGCAAAGGGACCGGAGUUUUCAUCCCUCAGUUGUCACAGCCUAAAAGGAAGCACAGACAAGGAAGAUCAUUUGCUUCUUACAACGCAAUAUCCCGUAGAAAGCCUGAUGCUACAAGGAUGGUUUCUCAAGAUUCUUCAAACCAUUCUAAUUUCAAACCGAGAAAAGGUUGAUGAUCAGAAGAGACCCUUAUGAAAUGUAUAAUUGAAUAAUUUCUAGUACUAGCUAGUUCAAUAAUUAGGAACGAAGCCUAAAAUAUUAAGAUUUGUAAAUGGCGAUCAUGGAGAGGUACUUUGUCAAAGGUUUCUUCUCCUCUCCAAUAUUUGUGAACGAUUGGCCGCAUGUAUGGCUAGCUGUCAAUUGUACCGUUCAUUAAUUUUAAGGGAUUGACCAUC
This is a messenger RNA of Juglans microcarpa x Juglans regia, 1011 nucleotides long. RefSeq lists its product as uncharacterized. The record is from RefSeq and is a predicted model, not a curated record. The transcript has 2 exons. The coding region runs from base 421 to 789 and encodes 122 amino acids. NCBI's taxonomy places the organism in Eukaryota, Viridiplantae, Streptophyta, Magnoliopsida, Fagales, Juglandaceae.